AUGGCUCCGCAACCGCCAACCUUGUCGGAUCGGCGACUGGAGAACCGCUCCUCCGAAAUGUCUGUCAUGAGUGGGACUACUGCGAAGAUGGCGCUGCUGAACCUAGACCUGGAAGACAAGCUCGCAGAGGAGGCUCGCAAACAAGGGGAUCUGCAGAGCCAGCUGAAGUACAUGCUCUCGUUUAAGUCGGCCAUAUCCACAGCAUCGUCCACAGCUCAAGGGAACGAAGCGGCAGUUCAUGAGAUGGAGAAGCAUCGGGAGAUUGGAACCGGGUCGAUCGGGAAAGUCUUCGAGUUUACUGGCACCAGCAUGUAUUUCAAAUUACAGCUCACAGACAGCCAAGAGACACGAGAGAAGCUGGCCAACAACUACAAGUUGCAACUCAAGAUCGGUGAAGCCUUCGACAGAAUCGCAAAGAUCUCGAAGAUGGAGCUCGGAGUCCAGGUGCCCAGAGCGCACUGGAUCGCUACGCCCGACGAUAAGUCUUUCUGGGAACCCAAUCUGGACAGAUUCGAAUGGUCGAAGGAGUUCCCAAAGCAAUCCCGGGAUGUGCUCUGUAUGGAACGUAUCUUUCCCAUGCCGCAGCCAGUCCGCAGCGCUAUCAUCGACUAUUUCUGCCAAUGGGAGAUCAGACAAGCCGCUAAGGAUGAUCUGGCCAACAGAGACUGCAUGGUGCAGCCGUUCCUGGGCCGCAAGCGGCAUGGGAACCAAGGCAGCAAGCUGAAGAGUUUCAGUCUUCGUAACUUUAAGCUCCAUAUCAACGACCUGCAGAAACUGGGCCUUGCGCCAACAGAAUGGGCAGAAGCAAUGGCAGAAGGAAUGGCAAUCCUACACUGUUCCGCCAUGGUUGACGGCAACGACAUCGAAUUCGUUAUCGGCAGCUCCCCUACCCCUCAACAAUCAGUACGCCAUGCUCCAAGGUACGCUGACGUGCAGAAGCUUGAGGCGGGCGAGAGUACCUUCAAACUUGCUACCAGUUCCGGUCAAGACUUCCGCCAUCGCAUCAACUCUCUGUGGCUCUUGGAUUUUGAUGCUUGCAAAGACAUCCCCAUGGACCAGUCAGGCGUUGACGCCGCACUGGCAGCUUUCUUGCAGUUGUACCAGUGUCCGCGUCCACACACCGAUGACUCACGCCUUGAGGAGAUGUGGAAGGCUUUUGCCGUACGAUAUCGGGCUGUCGCCAGCACGUGUGGUCAACGGGAGUUUGGUCGGCGUUUUCUGGAAGCUGUAGAGGCCGCGGUCGAAAAGAUGAACCAGGAGAAGCAGGAGAGGGACAAGCGGUCGAUGCCUCCGCCUUCUGGACGAUCUGGAGGGACAGCAGAUCCAUUCCAGCGCCAGCGCGAGCGGGGCUUCGGCGAACCUCAGUCGGCAAGAAACAGUCCCAUUCGACGUGGUCGCGAUGGCUCGGGUCAGGGGAGCAGCGGGUCAAGCCGGCGCGGCUUUGGGUACAGCAACCGGCGCAGCGGUGGUGGUGGGAGCAGCGACAGCGGACGAGCACUCUCCAGUUCAAACUGGCGUGAGAGAUCAUAG
Messenger RNA from Saxophila tyrrhenica, 1530 nucleotides. RefSeq lists its product as uncharacterized. NCBI's taxonomy places the organism in Eukaryota, Fungi, Ascomycota, Dothideomycetes, Mycosphaerellales, Extremaceae. The coding region runs from base 1 to 1530 and encodes 509 amino acids. The record is from RefSeq and is a predicted model, not a curated record. The transcript has a single exon.